UUAUUUGUUAUAAAACUGUCAAAAUAUAGAGAUUGUCAUACGAUUUAAUUCGCGGAUUAAAGUGUUGUUUUUUAUACAAUUGUGUUGGGAGACUAAAGUCUGAAAAGGUUUUUAUUUGUUAAAAGACAGAUUAGCUAAUUCCACAGAUCAAAGUCAAUCGAUAAAAUCAACUUCUACGAAUACAUUAAAGAAUUGGAACAAAGUUCAAACACAUUGUACAUAGUGAAAACGAAGGAAUAAAAGAAAAUAAUGGUUGAUAACGUUGGCAAUACAAAUAAUUUCCGAUCUCCUAUAUUGAUGGAAUCAAAUUUAAUACCACCAGCAAGUAUUUCAACUGGCGGAGGGAUACGUACCGUGGGAAAUAACAGUGAUUCACAACUACACACACCUUUCGCUGGGAAUGUGCGUGCUUUACCACCACCGCUGCCACAAGCUCCUUAUGGUACCAACACCGGCUAUAGUAGCAACAACACUUUCGGUGCAUACGGAGGUUAUACAGGUUAUAAUAAUUUUGGCAACAGUUUUGGCUCAUACGGUGGUUAUGGUAACAGUUACGGCGGUUUCGGUUCAUUUGGUGGCUAUGGCAGUGGUUUUGGUGGUGGCUACAAUCGUUUUGGCAUGGGUGGCAUUAAUCCGAUGGAUCCUGAAAUGCGUUUCAUACAAAUGGCUGAAGCGAGCGCUAGACCUGCGUUUCAAAGUAUUGAAUCACUUGUUUCAGCUAUAGGAAAUAUAGCGGCAAUGUUGGAUUCCACAUUUUUUGCACUGACUAGUUCAUUUCGUGCUAUACUGGGUGUGGCAUCAAAUUUUGGACGAUUACGUGGAGUAUUUGCACAAUUUUGGCAAACGUUCGCCAUACUGCGUGGACUAACAUGGAUUUAUAAAAAAAUGUUGUACUGGCUUCGUUUAUCCAAUAUUGAUCCCUCAAGCGAGACUUUCAAACAAGCUUUUGCCGAAGCAGUUAAUGAUUCUGCACAACAGUCGGGUGCACCUAAGUUACCGCAUAAAGGUCAAUCCCCAUGGCCUGUGCUGGCAUUUAUAAGCUUUAUAUUUACAGCACCAUAUCUUAUCAUGAAACUCUUGGGUACUGUUACAAAUACAGCGCAGGAAGAAGCACGUAAUCCAAAGAAGUGGAUUAAUCCAAUCGAAACUAUUGCAAUGUAUGAUUUUCAAGCCAGAAACCCUACUGAAUUGAGUAUGCAAAGCAAUCAACCUUUGCUCAUUGCACCGAAAGAAAUACAGAAUACUCUUGGCAUGUUGAAUACCGGCUGGGCAAUAGCCUGUACUGUGGACCGUCAACAAGUUGGUAUUCUACCGAUAAAUUAUGUCAAAAGUCCGCAACAAUUGCGUGAAGAACAACAAAAACAACAACAACCGUUAAUGCCUGAGUUGACAGAGACGAACAUAAACAAAGAACCACAACCAGCGUUGAUGGACUUAUCAGCAACAUCUUUCCCUGCACCUCCCACAAUGCAGCAACAAAAUGUUGGUACUGGCGCGCUGCCUGAUUUCGAUAUCGCACCACAACCACUUGGGACACCUGAUAAUGCAACGCUAUUAGCCACUAGUGGCAGCGAUGAAAUGUAAUGAGUGCAUUAUUAUAAGUGUGGAAUUGUGUGUUUAAAUUGCUGUAACUUUAAGUUAUUUUAUAUAUUUAUGCGUAAUACGUCGAGAAUUCCUGUUGCUCAAGUGAAUUAGUUAAAAGUUAUAUACUGUGAAUUUUGUUAAUUUCAUUUUGUUGCAUAUUUUUUGCAUUUUCCAUUUCCUGUUUUUUUUUUUCAUUUAAAUAGGUGUAUAGUAAAUUUAAAAUUUUUAAAUAUAUGCACGUAGGUUUAAAGUUGUAGCUUUAUAUAUAUUAUAACUAUUUUUGUGCACUGAUUUAUUUGUAAGCUUCACUGAAAAACUGUUAGGCUUCAAUAGCGGUAAUUCUUAUUUUUGGCAAAUAAAAUUUAUGUAUUAAAAUUACUAUAA
Molecule: messenger RNA, 1968 nt
Organism: Zeugodacus cucurbitae (melon fly)
Lineage: Eukaryota; Metazoa; Arthropoda; Insecta; Diptera; Tephritidae
Gene: Pex13
Product: peroxisomal membrane protein PEX13
Exons: 4
Coding region: 250-1584 (444 amino acids)
Biological process (GO): protein import into peroxisome matrix, docking
Cellular component (GO): peroxisomal membrane; peroxisome; peroxisomal importomer complex
Molecular function (GO): protein binding
Source: RefSeq, a predicted model, not a curated record